Leptosia nina is the source of this 1668-nucleotide messenger RNA. NCBI's taxonomy places the organism in Eukaryota, Metazoa, Arthropoda, Insecta, Lepidoptera, Pieridae. The record is from the annotation of a GenBank genome assembly.
AUGACCAAUUCUCAGGUAUGGUUCCGUGGCGUGAGGAGCUCCAAAUUCCGUCACGUUUACGGUGUACCAUUUAAGCGGGAAAGAUGCUAUGACAACAUAAAAAUUACGAGAAAUGCCCACGACUCCAACUUUUGCGCAGUGAACCCAAAAUUCGUAGCUAUUGUCACCGAGGUGGCUGGUGGUGGGGCGUUUCUUGUUCUUCCAUUGGACAAUACUGGCCGCCUAGACUUCAACGCGAGCCGCGUAACAGGGCACAAAGGUCCCGUUCUCGACAUAAAAUGGAAUCCGUUCAACGAUAACAUAAUCGCUUCUUGCUCUGACGACUGCACGGUGAAACUAUGGCAUAUACCCGAUGGCGGGCUAUCAAUGCAUUUGACGGACUGGCUGGUGGAACUCCAUGGUCAUAAGCGGCGCGUAGCGUAUAUUGAAUGGCACCCUACUGCUGAAAACAUCCUCCUCAGCGCUGGGUUUGAUUACUUGAUUUUCGUAUGGGACGUCGGCAAAGGCGAGGCUGUGAAGAUCAUAGACUGCCACAGCGACGUAAUCUAUUGCAUGUCCUUCAACAGGGACGGGUCUCUACUUGCCACCACUUGCAAGGACAAGAAGCUGCGCGUCAUUGAACCGAGGCGGGGUAUUGUGCUGUCUGAAGGCCAAUGCCACACGGGCACCAAAGCAUCCAAGUGUACUUUCUUAGGCAGCCAGGGACGUGUCCUCACCACGGGUUUCUCGCGGUACAGCGACCGGCAGUACGCCGUUUGGGAACAGCACGACCUCAGCAAGCCGCUCGUUUGCGAAACCAUUGACAGCUCAUCGGGUGUCGUCUUCCCCUAUUACGACUAUGAUACUAAUAUGGUAUAUCUUGCCGGCAAAGGUGAUGGCAACAUUAGGUACUACGAAGUGGUCGACAUGCCUCCCUAUGUCCAUUUUCUGAAUCAGUUUCUUUCUGGGAACCCACAGCGGGGUCUGGGCUUCAUGCCCAAACGAGGUGUCAACACGGCACAGUGCGAAGUAUUCCGUUUCUAUAAGCUGCACACUUCUCGUGGCCUCUGCGAACCCAUUUCCAUGAUCGUGCCAAGGAAAUCUGACUGCUUCCAGGAUGAUCUAUACCCAGACACUGCUGCUCCUCAACCAGCUCUAAGUGCCCGUGAUUGGCUAAGCGGAAUGAACGCACCGCCUUUGCUGAUCAGCCUCAAGACCGGGGUGACGAUAACUACUCACAAGCCGCGCACCAACAACAAAGACACACCAGCGCUUCAACCCCAAGACGCUAACAAUAGGAAGAAGUUCGCCUUCCUGUCAAGGGAGACGACGCCGGAUUAUCGUCCACUUGGCACUUGGCAGCGAGAGAACCACGUCAAUGAUAAUGAAAGCGUGCAGGUAACGGAGAAAUCCCAAAAGACGAACGCAAACCAGAACACGAAGUUCCACCAGCUGCAGCGCAUGUUUGGCAAGCAGCCCGGCGAGAUGGAGCCUGUGCCGCUGUACAAGCAAAUUAACCAUGGGGACGUCUUUACUGAGCAUGAGUUGCGUCUCGCGUUCAACCGCCAAGGCGAAGAGCUACGUAUCGUAAAACGCCAGCUGCAAAACAGUCAGCAGCGGGUUCGAGAGCUUGAACAGCACAUUGCUGCACUGCAAGCUAAAUUGCCCUCUCAGAAUAAUGGUGUGUAA